UUUGUACAUUUUGAUUUUCUCUUUCCUUCCCACUUCCAAGCAAUUUUCUAUUCUCUGUAAUUUCUCUUUGACGAAGGAGAGUACAAGUUUAGGAACAAAGCAAGAAAUUUUUUUCUUUGAGGCGACCAAGAAAAGAGAAAAAUCCCCCCCAGAGAUUUUCUUGGGGCCGCAGCAAGCAGCAGCAGCAGCAGCAGCAGCAUCGGAUCCACCGCGUGCCUCGAAGCGUCAAUCAUUGUGAUCCGCGUGCGAAAAGAGAGGGUCUUGGGAGGGGAAUCAACUGCUUUCGGCCAAAGUGAUUUUUCGGGAGGUUGCAGCGGGGAGCUUUUUGUUCGUACACGCAUUCGUUUCCCCCGGCAUCAUCGGCCUCGUCUCGGGGAGGUAAAAGGGUUUACUGAGUUUUACUGACCUCGGUGUUGAGAAUUCAGCUUGAAGCUGGGUUGUGAGACCUCACUGAUCUGCAAAAGUCGUCUUUCUGAGGAGGCGAUGCUUUCUCAAACGUUAUGAGACUGCGUAGCUGACAGAGGACGGUGCCCGUGUUUCUUGUGCUUUAUGCGGGGUGUCAUUGGCACCUCUUAAUCCAUGGGGGAGUGGGUAAUUGGAGCUUUCAUCAAUCUCUUCGGCAGCAUUGCCAUCAACUUUGGGACAAACCUUCUUAAAUUAGGUCAUAAUGAGAGAGAAAGGCAGUCCAUGCAAGAUACGGAUGGUGCAAAUGGCAAGCAUCCUUUAAAACCUAUCAUACACUUUCACACUUGGAGAGUUGGCAUAUUAUUUUUCUUUCUGGGGAAUUGCCUGAAUUUCAUUUCCUUUGGAUAUGCUGCCCAGUCACUCCUCGCAGCUUUGGGGUCAGUUCAGUUCGUCUCCAACAUCGCUUUCGCAUACUUUGUGUUGAACAAAUUGGUGACGGUCAAGGUCUUGGCUGCGACAGCAUUCAUAGUCCUUGGAAAUGUUUUUCUUGUUGCGUUUGGUAACCAUCAGUCACCUGUAUAUACACCAGAGCAAUUGGCUGAAAAGUACAGCAACAUCACGUUCCUUUUUUACUGUCUGAUAUUGAUGCUAAUUGUUGCCUUUCAUCAUGCAGUCUACAGGAGAGGAGAGCUUCUUAUUGCAGUUUCAGGACAGGAGCUGAGACCAUACUGGCAUAUGCUACUUCCUUUCUCGUAUGCUAUAGUUUCAGGUGCCGUAGGGUCAUGCUCAGUGUUAUUCGCAAAAUCUCUGUCGAACUUGCUUAGACUGGCAAUGUCUAGCAACUAUCAGUUGCACAGCUGGUUCACAUACUCAAUGCUUCUUCUGUUUCUCAGUACUGCUGGAUUUUGGAUGACACGAUUGAAUGAAGGAUUGUCAUUGUUUGAUGCAAUUCUUAUCGUUCCAAUGUUUCAAAUUGCAUGGACAUUCUUUUCCAUUUGUACAGGAUUUGUUUACUUUCAGGAAUAUCAGGUAUUUGAUGCCCUGAGGACAACCAUGUUCAUACUGGGAAUGACGUCCGUAUUUGUAGGGAUUUGUUUGCUGGCACCUGAUGAGUCAAGAGGUGGUGAAGUAAAAGAUAAUCCAUCCUUAGCGUCUGUGACAUCUUCAGGCAUCUCAAGUGAAUCAGACCGAUUGAUUGUGUCAACUGGAGAUGGACACGGUAAAGAGAUGAGAUCAUCAUCGUUCAUGCAAGAAGUGACCUUCAGGAUUAUGGACAUAUUAGUGAGGGCGAAGAAUGCUUGCUCGGUUUCACUAGGAUUCACAGACGAUUCAAUCAACGCAUCUGCUGUGCUUGUAAUGCCCAUGGUGUCUUCAAAGAUCACGGGCUUCAGAAGCACUGGCUUCGACCGGUCAAAGGUGUUCUCCAUGAAGAACUUCGGGUGGAACAGGAUCUCGCUCGACGAGGAGGGUGCGAAGAUGUUGGACACGGCCGUGGUGCUCCCAUAGGAUUCUUUAUUCAGACUGUUGUAGCAUAUCAUCGAUUUGAACAUCCACGAAGUAGGGAUUGUUUAGAUUACACGUAUUUAGGAGCAUAUCCCUCUCGUUACGUAGUAGCCUCUUGUUUUGGCAUUUCGGGGCUCGAGGAUGGGGGGUUAGCACGGAGAGGCGACGUGCAUUUGCUGUAUAUCUUGGCUCACUUGAUGGACGAGUGAGGGACGUGGUGGCUGUUUUGAAAACUUUGCUGUAACUAAAUGAAGUGUAUCGUGAUCAAGUUCAUUACUCAAUCUUCACUCGA
This is a messenger RNA of Eucalyptus grandis, 2200 nucleotides long. RefSeq names its product probable magnesium transporter NIPA8. Gene Ontology annotation, cellular component: membrane. NCBI's taxonomy places the organism in Eukaryota, Viridiplantae, Streptophyta, Magnoliopsida, Myrtales, Myrtaceae. Gene Ontology annotation, biological process: magnesium ion transport. The transcript is spliced from 14 exons. Gene Ontology annotation, molecular function: magnesium ion transmembrane transporter activity. Bases 580 to 1911 code for a protein of 443 amino acids. The record is from RefSeq and is a predicted model, not a curated record.